Messenger RNA from Closterium sp. Naga37s-1, 714 nucleotides. Lineage: Eukaryota; Viridiplantae; Streptophyta; Zygnematophyceae; Desmidiales; Closteriaceae. The record is from the annotation of a GenBank genome assembly.
AUGGCUGCGCGGAGACCGGAAAUGGACGCUACCUGUGAUCUGUGGGAGGGGAAGUGGGUGUACGAGCCGGAAAUGUAUCCGUUGUGGAGGACCGGGUCUUGUCCGUGGGUCGAGACUGGGUUUGAAUGUGAAGCCCUGGGUCGGCAUGACACGGAUUACGUGAAAUUCAGAUGGCAACCGCAUGGUUGCAAUCUACCAAGGCAAUUCAGAAUCCGCAACCGGUUUGAGAGCGCGCUGUGUCUCCUCGACAUUGAUCUUCCUGAUGUCUCUGCUGUUGUCGAGCGCACGGGCAACAACCUGACCAGGAAGGUGGAUACGAUGGUGUAUGAUUUCACUCAGUUCAACUUCACAGUCGAGUACCACCUCUCACACUUCCUCGUGGGAUUCCAUCGCGCCCCCCCUGAUGCGCCACCUCACAUUGGAGCAGUGGUGAACACAGACGUGGUUGACCCUCUCUUCGCUCGGAGGCUCUUUGACGAUCGGCCAGAGGGGUUGAUACUUGUGCUCAAUGCAGGCCACUGGUUCACCCCAUCUAAGAUAUCGUCUCAGAACGUCUCAUUCCUGGUGAAUAACCAGACUCGCCCAGACAUUGAUGAGACUGAGGGGUUCCGCCUGGCCAUGCUGCGCGUGUCAGAGUGGCUGCAGCAGUGGCCGCCACAGGCUGCCAAUGCCACAGCUGUUUUCCGCACCUAUGCACCCGCCCACUUUGCGUAA